AUGUCCAUCUUCCUUACUACUGCUCCCUACCAUUUAUUGACCUACUCCUUCUCAUUCGGAGCCACGGUCUUUCAUUCUUACGUUUCGUCUCCCGUUGCGUUCAAAGUUUUGCCAAAGGACCAAUUUGGAAAGCUUCAGAACCGUUUGUUCCCCAGCUAUUUUCUGGGACAGGCGAUCUCACCAGUUAUUAUUGGACUAACUGCCCCAUUUGCCCUGUCCACAGCUGCUUUGGUGACCUUGGGACUAUCCUCUUUGGGUGGUUUGGCCAAUUACUUCUGGUUGUUGCCAUGGACCCACAAUGUGAAGUCCAAGAGGUUAUCCUUACAGCAAACCUUAGGUGAAGGCUUCGAAGAGAAUGAAGAUUACAAAAAGCUCACCAAAGAAUUUGGUAGAAGCCACGGAUUGUCUUUACUCUUCAAUUUGGUUACCGCUAUCGGAUUGGCCUCUUAUGGUGUGAUUCUGUCUGGAAAACUGCUAAAGAAUUUGCCCAAAUAG
Komagataella phaffii GS115 is the source of this 495-nucleotide messenger RNA. RefSeq lists its product as uncharacterized. The record is from RefSeq and is a predicted model, not a curated record. Lineage: Eukaryota; Fungi; Ascomycota; Pichiomycetes; Pichiales; Pichiaceae. The transcript has a single exon. The coding region runs from base 1 to 495 and encodes 164 amino acids.